UCCCGCGACGGUCUCGGUCGAUGUGCUAUCAGUGCUCGCGCCAACUGGCCUAAAAACCACCGAAAAAGAACAUGGAAUCGUGGAAAUCCCCGAGGCCCAGCUAGGAAACGCGAGUGUCGUGCACCCGUGGAAAUUCAAGGAGUCGAUUGUGCUUAUAACCUAGGAUGUCAGGAGGUGGGCCGAUCUAGAAGGUGGGACAGGUAUAGCGUGCCGGCGGGUUAGUUGAAGCUGCAGCAUGGACUACUACCGGGACCAGGAGGAGCCGCAGUCGAUGCCGAUGUACCCCCCGGGGCAGGGGGCCGGGCCGGGGAUCCGGCCCAAGGUGGACCCGGAGGCCCUGGGCGAGGUCGACCCCUCGGCCUACCCGCAGCCCAAGGAGGCCACGCACAAGAUCCGCGGCAAGUCCGACAUCAUCGAGCUCCUCUUCGGCACCGUCGACCAGGAGCUCCUCACCGUCAAGACCUUCUACUUCUUCUUCUACUCCGCCUUCGGCUCCCUCUUCCCGCUCAUGGGCGUCUACUUCAAGCAGAUGGGCAUGAACCCCGGCCAGUGCGGCCUCCUCAUCGGCUCCCGCCCGUUCGUCGAGUUCCUCGCCGCCCCUUUCUGGGGCAGCCUUGCUGACAGGUGGCAGAAGGGACACACGCUGCUGCUGGUCUCGCUGUCUUGCUGGAUCAUCUUCACGCUUCCUCUGGGGUUCAUGCAGCCGCCGGCGACGUCCUGCAUCCGCCGCAACGCCACCGACUGGACCCUCGAGGCCCCCGAGACCCCGCAGCGGCUCAUGAAGCGCGAGGCCCCCGCGUGGGCCCUCGACAUGGGCCCCGGCGCCGCCGCCCUCCACGACCUCGAGCCCUUCUCCCGACAGCUCGUGCGCGCCAAGCGGGGGACGCGCCCGCGGCUCACCCCCGGCAAGUCCCCGCUCGACGUCAGCUACGCCUCCAACUACAACCACGAGGAGCAGAAGAACUGGGUCUCGCCCUUCUUCAGCUCUAUCGUCUAUCGCACACAGGACAUCAACAAGGCGUUCUUCCUGCUGCUCCUGCUGGUGGUGAUCGGGGAGUUCUUCUCGGCGCCGGCGAUCACCCUGGCCGACUCGGCGGUGAUCACGCUGCUGGGCGAGGACGCGGAUCGCUACGGGCACCAGCGGAUGUUCGGCUCCCUCGGCUGGGGCCUGGCCAUGUUCUUCGUCGGCAUCGCCCUCGACCACUCGACCUCUUUCCCGGACCACCCCUGCGGCCCCAACGAGCGCGAGAAGAACUACACCAUCUGCUUCGCCACCUUCUCCGUCCUCAUGGGCGCCGCCCUCAUCACCGCCACUCAGAUUAACUUCAAAUACGAGCCACCGGUGGAGGUAGAACAGGAGCCUCCGGUGGCACCGCCUCCUCCGUCGCGGGAGGACUAUCUCCAGCAGGAGCUGGCGCAGCAGCUGAAUCUACCCUCGCUGGCUAGCGGAACUACCGGAACUACCGGAACUUACGGCCAGUCCGAUGCCAACAAACCACUACCCAAUCUCGGCAAGACGAAAAUGUUCGCGCAAACUACUCGCGAGAUCCCAGAGUGGGUCACAGUUCUGAAACACUUCGCCAAUUUGAAGUGCGGUUCCUUUCUCUUCGUCGCCUGGUUCAUGGGAUUCGGAAUUGGCCUCAUUUUCACGUUCCUCUUCUGGCAUUUACAGGAUUUUGGAGGGACCCCAACAUUAUUCGGUGUGGCCUCUGUGAUAAACCACAUUUCGGAGAUAUUCGCUUACUUCUUCAGCUUUAAAUUGAUCAGGCAGAUGGGUCACGUAAAAGUCCUAUGUCUUGGUUUGGGUGGGAACAUAGUUAGAUUCCUUUACAUCUCUUGGCUAAAAGACCCUUGGUGGGUUCUACCUUUCGAAUUCAUUCAGGGAAUCACCCAUGCGGCUGUGUGGGCCGCCUGCUGCUCGUACAUCGCUCACAACACACCGCCACAACUUCGUGGCUCCGCCCAGGGCGUCCUCCAAGGCCUCCACCACGGAUUGGGUCGUGGUUGCGGUGCUGUUUUCGGUGGCAUCUUCGUCACAUACUACGGCACGACUGCAACUUUCCGGGCUUACGGUGUCUUGUGUAUGCUCGUUUUAGCUGGUUUCAUAUUUAUCAACUUCUAUCGAAAAGAUCUUGGUUUCUUAUCCGACAUUCCUGUCACGGAAGACCCACAUCAGGUGGCCGAAGAAACGGCCCAUCUGGCGCCGCACGGGGUUCCCAGCAAUCCUAUACCGCGAGCGCUGUCUAGUCAACGUUUACAUGAACUGGGCGGCCAAGAUCAACAAGCCUACAACAACGCCACCUACGGCACAACUGGCGGGAACCUGGACAUUCCUGGGGGACAAGGAGGCUACAGCACGAAUCCAUUCAGAACAGGAAAUGAUACAGGAGGUGGAUACACGAACUAUGGACAAUCAUAUAGAACCGCCCCCGAAAAAAUACAAAAUCAGUUUCAGCAAUACAAUGAAAUUCUAUCUCGCUCUGACGACAAAGUGGUGGACAGUGUGGCCAAACCUUUGACAAACGUGUUCGCUCAGCAACCAGUAGACGCACCUCGAAUUUACGACUGGUGAAAAUUUACGGCCGAUUCCUAUUAGUCCAGGUUGACAACUAUUAGAAAAGUGACAUUGGGGGUACAUUUCUAAUAGAAGCCCAAUCUUUUUCAACGAUUCGAAAGGAACUUCAUUACCUCCAACUGUCUCCAAGCAUAAGACCCUUGGUGAUAACGAACCAUAAUUCAUCAAAAUGAAAUUAGUGUCAUGUGGAUAGUAGUGAUUGCAAAAAAGUUUGAAAUCUUAACCGUAAACUAGUAGUUGACAAUACUCUCUUCAAGCAGACUUUUUAAUUACAGCAAGCAAGUAAUUACUCAUUCCAAUGGCUGAAUCUAUUCUGUCAGUCCAAGUAGAACUUAAUACAAAGUAGUAGGGACGGAGAUAUUUAAAGAUAAAUUGUUGGAGAAAAAUUCAUUAUUUCCGUUUAACGCAAAUCAGACAUAUUUGCGCUCAUCAUUUUUAGGGAAUGUAAUAAGCCCUUUAAAAAUGUCUCUCUUUCAUAAUUGUAGCAAUGGCCCUGACUUAGGUACUCUAAAAGUCUCGUACUGACAAUGAGCCUCUUCGCCGACUGCCGGCCGUUUUUAGUCUAAAGACUGACCCUCAUAAGGGAAUAGACAUGAUGACUAUUAUUCAUUCUACAAGGCUGAGCAUGCUGUGUCAGCUUGCUAGAAAAAAGUCAUGGAAAGAGUUGUUCAUGGCGGUUUUAUUCUAUCAUUUCUUUUUAAAUUGCAUUCAUAUGCAGUAGAUAUUUUCUCUAUUUAUUAAGUAUCCGUGGCGAGGCGUGAAUGAUCGAUUAUCGAUAUGCACCAUUUGAAGCUGUGGUAGAGGAUCGAUUAUUACUAUCGAUCCUAUUCCAUGAGUUUAAAUGACAGAUUAAUCGAUAUAUCGCAAAGUGCGUCACGCCACUGUUAAGUAUCAUUGAAUGUAAUAUUUUUGUGGCGUUAUUUGUGAAGAUGUAUAUUUGUUCGCUUCCAGCUCUUUCUCUCCUCCUUCCUUUCGUCUCUCUCUCUCUCUUUCUCCCCCUCCUUUGAUAUUCAAAUGUUUUGAUGUUUCCUUUUUUAGGUGUUUUUUCUGGUUCUUUUAUUGCGUCCAAAAUGCCUAAGAUAUGCGUAUUUGCGUUCCUUUACAUCCGCAGUUAUCACACAUGAAUACCAUCGCACCAUUUCCUUGCACAAUCCUCUCCUCAGUUUUUAAAGCACGUUUGUUUUAUAAUUGUAUAUGAAUCAGUCAUUUUUCCUUUUUUAUGAGAGAAUAUUUUGUAAAUAUCAUUUUGUUGAAUAAGUGUGCUGUGAUGUCACGCAUACAUGGAUGAUUUUUUUCCUAGAGACAAAUACGUUGAAUUACUUUUCUCAUCCUCUGUAUUAAAAGCCAAAUAUAUGAUUUUAAGGGAGUGAAUUAAGGAAAAUGACAAGCUCAACAUACAGGAAAAUUUUAGAAUUUAGACUGAGAAUUACCUUAAUCAUCGUUCUGAUGUAGCUCGCAUAAGAUCUUGGAGCAAUCCACAUAAUACGUUUCGGGUGCAUAAAUCAAUAUGUUACAUCAUGAUAUCUCGUAAAAAUAUCUCAAAAACACAUGAAUGACUUUGUAGCGAGAUACGAGCGUUUUAAUGUACUUUCCGAGGAGGAAAAACUGUUUUUAAGAUUAAUAUUUUAAUUUAUCAGCAUGUAACGUAAGCAGACAAAUUACGGCAUUAGCGUCUUCUAAGAUUUACGUCAACCUGAUAUUAGGCGUAAGUGCGAAUUCUUCGGAAUAUCGCAGUUUCAGCAUAAUUUCUUUCAUGAUUUCAUGUAAAAUUCAAUGACAAAAAUGCACCAAAGUAUCUAAAUUACCUGUUCAUUCCACGAGGGAACUACGCAUCGUGUGAUGGCAAAAUCGUACACUGCCCGUGUUUCUUUACAUUUAUUUUGGUCUACCACUAACAGCGAUCGUUACAAAACAGUUCAGUAGUUUAAAGUAGACCGGAGAAAAUAUGGGAAGAAAAAAGUUUGGAGCAAUUUGUAAAUAAGCGCCGUGUUGACGCGCGUGCAACUAUUCUGACGUUGCUGCAUAUUUUCUGCCUAUCCGUUUGAUUUGAAGGCAUUUUAACGAGACGAGUGCAAGUGAUUCCAUCCCAUACAGAAUUCGGACUCGUAAUCGAAAUAAGUUCAAUAAUCUGAUUUCAGAGUUGAGCAUAGGCAAGGUACCCCUGUUAAAUUCGCAGCUUUUCUUUCCUAUCCGCCUGCUACUUUUUUAGCACUUGCUUUCGCUUAAUUUUGUACCCGCUUAGAUACAUGAAACGCUCGCUAACGAACCUGUAAAUACUGCUACAUUGAUCUCGUCUCAUUCUCGGUAUGAGUGAGCUUAACUGUAAGUAAAGAACAAAUAACUUGUUAAUUAAUUUAUAAAGCUGUUGUACUUUUGUUUUGUUUUAAAUUUUUAUGGAAA
This is a messenger RNA of Bemisia tabaci, 4975 nucleotides long. NCBI's taxonomy places the organism in Eukaryota, Metazoa, Arthropoda, Insecta, Hemiptera, Aleyrodidae. The record is from RefSeq and is a predicted model, not a curated record.